This is a messenger RNA of Aspergillus oryzae RIB40, 864 nucleotides long. RefSeq lists its product as uncharacterized. The transcript has a single exon. NCBI's taxonomy places the organism in Eukaryota, Fungi, Ascomycota, Eurotiomycetes, Eurotiales, Aspergillaceae. The record is from RefSeq and is a predicted model, not a curated record. Bases 1 to 864 code for a protein of 287 amino acids.
AUGGAGGCGGACCUCAACAAGAAGAAGCAAGCUCCGACAAGGGCGCAUCGCUCUCGGAAAGCUCCGCCAGGAACCGUUCUCGCCUUGAAACCUAGUCAAGCUCUUCAGAUUAAACCUAACAUGACCAUUGCAGAGGCCGCUCAAUUGAUGGCAGCAAAGCGGGAGGACUGCGUUUUGGUUACCGACGAUGAUGAUCGCAUUGCUGGAAUUUUCACCGCUAAGGAUCUCGCUUUUCGUGUGGUGGGAGCUGGCCAGAAAGCUCGAGAUAUUACCGUGGCCGAAAUCAUGACCAAGAACCCUUUGUGCGCGAGAACCGAUACCAGUGCUACCGAUGCACUCGACCUCAUGGUUAGGAAGGGCUUCAGGCAUUUGCCAGUUAUGGAUGAGAACCAGGACAUUUCUGGUGUUCUCGAUAUCACCAAGUGCUUCUAUGAUGCGAUGGAGAAGCUGGAGCGCGCGUACAGUUCGUCCCGCAAGUUAUACGAUGCGUUAGAAGGUGUUCAGACGGAACUCGGCUCCAGCCAGCCUCAGCAGAUCAUCCAGUAUGUCGAAGCUUUGCGUUCGAAGAUGUCUGGUCCGACCCUCGAGACUGUCCUUGAUGGCCUGCCGCCCGUUACAGUCUCCGUUCGCACGUCUGUGAAGGACGCUGCUGCUAUGAUGAAGGAACACCACACCACCGCCCUUCUGGUGCAGGAUCAGGGAUCGAUCACCGGUAUCUUUACCAGCAAAGAUAUCGUACUGCGUGUCAUCGCUCCUGGUCUUGACCCGUCGACAUGUAGUGUGGUUCGCGUCAUGACUCCUCACCCUGAUUUUGCGCCCGCCGAUAUGAGUAUACAAGCUGCGCUACGAAAGAUGCAUGGUUAG